GAGCGACCGAAGCCCUCCAAGCGUGCGCCAUCGAAGCCAUCCAAGCCAUCCAAGCCUGCACCCUCCAAGCAUAUACCCGCCGAACCUGCGCCAUCCAAACCUGCUUCCCCUGACCCCGGCCACUCCGAUGAUGAUGCUGUGCUAGCCCAAGAGAAGGCAAAUUUGGAGGAGCAAAUUGCCAAGAUCAACGCUCGUAUGGAGGCGCGUGGCAACAAGCGCCAGGUGAAGCACGAAGGCGAUGCGCCGCCCCGUAAGAAGAGCGCGACGGCGCCUUCAAAUGCUCCGCCUGAAGCCCCCGAGCCAGCCGCCUUGAAAAGACAGGGUGCUAACGUGUUCCCGACUCGCAGUUCAUCCUCCCUUGACCAACCCAAGCCCAAGCCAUCCUUGCGCGGCCCAAGUGAUGCUGAUGCAAGCCGACCAGUAGCGGCUCCUUUGAGAAUGGGUGGGAGAAAGGAAAUGUCAAGGUCCGAUUCCUGUCGCUCCAUUACGCCGACUCUGAGGGAGUCUGCGGAGGGGUCUGCUAGCUCGGGUGACGAGGAUGAGAAUGAGUGGGAUCCUGCAGGCAGGAAAACGGCCAGAACGGAGGCCUUGAACAGUGGCAGGUGGGGUGUCGUUUACGAUCCCAAGACUGGGAGAGCCUCGACCGCCGGCAAGAAGAAGGGUGCCGCGGGUGGAGAAGCUGCGGUGCAGCUGUACAAAGACGUGGACAACAGGGAGGCAAUGACGAAAAUGCUGAUCGCAGCUGGCUUCAGCAAAGCACCUUGGAAGUACAAGUACAACACGAAGAAGCUCCAGCAUUGGGUCGAGAAGGAAUGGACUGAGACGAACAGCAAGCUGCGCAGGGAAGGCAGCAGACGCGAGGUCAGCACAGACGAGAGGGACCUUCCCUCGGAGGGUGAAAAGGACAUGGAUGAUGAGGCGGAGUUGCCUGAGGAUCUCGAGGAGCCCAAUGAUGCUGACGAUGCUGAUGGCGCAAAGCCAUUUGAUGUCGCAGAGGAAACCAUCGACAGCGUGGAGAAAGCCAUGAAUGACAUACUGGGACGCAUUGCCAAGAUGCAUGACAAUGCGUCCAAGUUCCGCCCGCCGUACAAUCCGGACCCCAAGCCUACCCAUGAGAGGAAGUCGGUCGAGGAGAACAUCAAGAAGGCUUCUAUCGAGUUGAGUGCCACCGGCUAUGCGCUGGAUGUGGAGAUUCGCACAAUCAAAGCUGGCACGAUCAGCUACAUCGACUUCAUGGCAAUAACAAUUUGUUAG
Symbiodinium pilosum is the source of this 1254-nucleotide messenger RNA. The record is from the annotation of a GenBank genome assembly. Lineage: Eukaryota; Dinophyceae; Suessiales; Symbiodiniaceae.